Onychostoma macrolepis is the source of this 5019-nucleotide messenger RNA. RefSeq names its product potassium sodium-activated channel subfamily T member 1a (gene kcnt1a). The transcript has 31 exons. NCBI's taxonomy places the organism in Eukaryota, Metazoa, Chordata, Actinopteri, Cypriniformes, Cyprinidae. Gene Ontology annotation, cellular component: membrane. The coding region runs from base 240 to 3935 and encodes 1231 amino acids. The record is from RefSeq and is a predicted model, not a curated record. Gene Ontology annotation, biological process: potassium ion transport. Gene Ontology annotation, molecular function: intracellular sodium-activated potassium channel activity.
ACUCCGGUACGCGCCACAGGUUUUAUUUUAAAAAUCAUAAAGUUCAAGUGAAGCUGGAUUGAAUAUCAGAUCCGCUUAUUUUUCAUAUUAGGCUUUGAUAUUUGCUCACCAUGUUUUUUGGGUAACAUACUUUUACCUCAAAAGUUUUUACCUCAGAAAGUUUUUAUCCGUCUACUUGAUUUGGACAGUUUGACCGUUGACUGGAUAACGGUUUUUUUUUUCAAAUCAUAAAGCGCGCGAUGCCUGAAGCUCUGGCUCACGAGGAAGAUAAAGUGGCAGUGACGUUUCCGUCCGCGCGCCGCUCGCCGGAUGAAAAGAUGAGCGGCGCGUGCUACACCAACCACACAUUUGAAUACGAUGAUGGGAGCACGCGCACCGCGCGCCUGAGUCCAAGAUGUGGGGGCAGAGGGGUGGUCUUAAAUGUGCAGGACCUCGAGAUGGCCGCUGGAGCAUCUGUUGUUCCAUCCCUUCAAACCUACUUCCGGUUCCGAGACCUGUUGCUAGGAGACCAGACAUUUCAUGAUGACAGGGUCCAUGUGGAGUUUUAUGUGGAUGAGAACACGUUUAAAGAGAGACUCAAACUUUUCUUCAUCAAAAACCAAAGAUCCAGUUUAAGGAUCCGAAUAUUUAACUUCUGCCUGAAGCUUUUGACAUGUGUUCUUUACAUAAUUCGAGUCAUGACGGACAAUCCAGCCCAGCUCCGCCACACAUGCGUCAACUGCAACAGCACCACGCAGACCAACGAGAUCAACUGGGAGCUGAUAUUCUGGGUAGACAGAAAAGUACCAGUUUGGGCCAUUCAGGUUAUUGUAGCAUCCAUCAGUUUCAUGGAGGCCAUGUUGCUAAUGUACCUCAGCUACAAGGGUAAUAUAUGGGAGCAGGUAUUUCAGGUGUCUUUCCUCUUGGAGAUGUUAAAUACGGUCCCUUUCAUCAUAACGAUCUUCUGGCCUCCCCUCAGAAACCUGUUUAUCCCAGUGUUUCUCAACUGCUGGCUGGCCAAGUGUGCUCUGGAGAGCAUGAUAAAUGAUCUGCACCGGGCCAUUCAGCGAACACACUCGGCCAUGUUCAACCAGGUCCUCAUUCUUAUCUGCACUCUCUUAUGUCUUGUAUUCACUGGCACAUGUGGUAUCCAGCAUUUAGAGCGUGCUGGUAAGAAGAGUCUGUCUCUCUUCAACGCUUUGUAUUUUUGCAUCGUGACCUUCUCUACGGUGGGCUUCGGAGAUGUGACGCCGCAGAUCUGGCCGUCUCAGCUGCUGGUGGUGGUGAUGAUUUGUGUGGCCCUGGUGGUGCUGCCUCUACAGUUUGAGGAGUUGAUCUAUCUGUGGAUGGAAAGGCAGAAAUCUGGAGGAAACUACAGCAGACAUCGAGCUCAAACAGAGAGACAUGUGGUCUUAUGUGUCAGUACUCUCAAAAUCGACCUGCUCAUGGACUUUCUCAAUGAAUUCUACGCUCAUCCUCACACACAAGAUUAUUACGUGGUCAUCUUGUGUCCAUGUGAGGUGGACGUCCAGGUGAGGAGGAUUUUGCAGAUUCCUCUCUGGUCACAGAGGGUCAUCUACCUUCAAGGCUCCGCUCUCAAAAACCAGGAUUUACUGAGAGCCAAGAUGGACGAUGCAGAAGCUUGUUUCAUUCUCAGCAGCAGGAAUGAAGCUGAUCGCAUGGCAGCAGAUCACCAGACCAUUCUGAGGGCCUGGGCUGUGAAAGACUUCGCUCCGAACUGCCCUCUUUACGUCCAGAUUCUCAAACCUGAAAACAAGUUCCAUGUUAAAUUUGCAGAUCACGUAGUGUGUGAAGAAGAGUUUAAAUAUGCCAUGUUGGCUCUGAACUGUCUGUGUCCAGCCACCUCUACGCUGAUCACUUUACUAGUCCACACAUCUCGAGGACAAGAGGGCCAGCAGUCUCCAGAGCAGUGGCAGAGGAUGUACGGCCGUUGUUCGGGUAAUGAGGUGUAUCAUAUCCGUCUGGGUGACAGUAUGUUCUUCAGAGAGUACAACAGCAAAAGCUUCACCUACGCGGCCUUUCACGCCCACAAGAAGUAUGGCGUGUGUCUGAUCGGCGUGAAGAGAGAAGACAACAAAAGCAUCUUGUUGAACCCUGGACCACGCCACAUCAUGUCUACCAGCGACACCUGUUACUACAUCAACAUCACGAAGGAGGAAAACUCCGCCUUCAUCUUCAGACAGGAAGAAGACCAGGGAAAGGGGCGGGGCCACUGUGACAUUUUAAACAGCCCAUCUGGCCUACCUGUUCAUAGCAUCAUUGCUAGCAUGGGAACGGUUGCCAUGGAUUUUCAGAACACAAGUCCCACUGAGAGCAGCGUCAAACUGGCUCCGCCCCUGGAGAAUGAACAAGGAAGCCGCCGCCCAAGCAUAGCGCCCGUUCUGGAGCUCGCUGACUCCGCCUCCUUACUGCCAUGUGAUCUGCUCAGCGACCAAUCAGAGGAUGAGGCCGGACAGUCAGAAGAAGAUGUAACAGCUAUUGAAUUUGUGAAAGGAUACCCCCCAAACUCUCCAUACAUUGGGAGCUCCCCGACCCUUUGCCAUCUCCUGCCCCAGAAGGCCCAUUUCUGCUGUUUACGGCUUGACCAGAGCUGUGAGCAUGUUUCCUUUGAGGACGCAAAAGCAUAUGGCUUCAAAAACAAGCUGAUCAUUGUUUCUGCUGAGACGGCUGGAAACGGUCUUUACAACUUCAUAGUGCCUUUAAGAGCCUAUUACAGACCCAGACGAGAACUCAACCCUAUAGUCCUGCUGUUAGACAACCUACCUGAUGACCACUUCCUUGAGGCCAUAUCCUGCUUCCCAAUGGUGUAUUAUAUGGGUGGCACCAUUGACAAUUUGGACAGCCUAUUGCAGUGUGGUGUUCUGUAUGCUGACAAUCUAGUGGUGGUGGAUAAAGAAAGCACUAUGAGCGCAGAGGAAGAUUAUAUGGCUGAUGCUAAAACCAUCGUCAACGUGCAGACCAUGUUCAGGUUGUUUCCAAGUCUCAGUAUAAUCACAGAACUGACUCACCCGUCAAACAUGAGAUUCAUGCAGUUCAGAGCGAAGGACUGUUACUCCCUCGCUCUGUCCAAACUCGAGAAGAAGGAACGUGACAAAGGCUCGAAUCUUGCCUUCAUGUUUCGACUUCCGUUUGCUGCUGGUCGAGUCUUCAGCAUCAGCAUGCUGGACACACUCCUGUACCAGUGUUUUGUGAAGGACUACAUGAUCCCAAUAGCCAGAUUGCUGCUGGGAUUGGACACCACGCCUGGAUCAGGGUUCCUGUGCGCUAUGCACGUAUGUGAAGCUGAUCUCUGGAUCCGCACGUACGGGAGACUCUUCCAGAAGUUCUGCUCGUCUAGUUCAGAGAUUCCCAUCGGAAUAUACCGCACAGAAUCACACGCAUCACCUGAGUUUCAAGGUUCCGUCAGCAUCGAGGGGUUAAACGACACCAGGGAGAAGGGGGAGGAGUCAAAGAUCCUCACCCGGAGCUCCUCCAGCAGUGACCAAUCAGAGCACCCGCUCCUGAGAAAGAAGAGCAUGUACUGGACGAGGCGUCUCAGUAGGCGGAGCGUGAAGAGGAGCGACUCCUCCCUCAGCUCCAUCCAGCAGCGUCUGGGCGUGUUACGCCGCUCGGAAAGGGAGGAGCUUACGGAACUGGUCAGGAACCGCAUGCAGCACUUGGGCCUGCACACGGCUGGAUACAAGGAUGCCACAAAUCUAACAGCCAGUGAUGUAAUGAACCGAGUUAAUUUGGGGUAUUUGCAAGAUGAGUUGAAUGACCAGCAGAACUCCAUCUCAUAUGUGCUGAUAAACCCCGCCCCCGACACGCUGCUGCAGCUCAAUGAUGUUGUGUUCCUGAUCCGUCCGGAUCCACUGGCUCACGUACCUGAAGCGCCACCUGUACAAAACCGCUGGUGCCGGUCCACGACUGACACACCAGAACUCAACAAGAUUUAACCGGUCAGAACUACAUCCUAAGCUAAAAGCCAUGAUAUAACUGGACUAUAAAGAGCUGUCGGCACUUUAAACGUUUCACUCAUAUAAGCUCUUGCUCUUAGAUUCAUCAGUGAUAUUAUGGUCUGAACACUGCAUAUAAUACGAUGAGCCUUGUGAAAUAUUGUGCAGUGAAGUCAAAGUUCAUGUUCCAUCAAAGAAGAGCAUUAUUUAUCCAGAUUGUCCUGUUGUAGGUCAGACACUAGAGGGCAAUAAUGUCAGAAUAAAAACAGUCAUGCAGUCAACUUUGUUAUUGGAUUAUCAGGAUUUUGCUGUUGUAAUGCAGGCAUGCAUUUCUAUUUUGGUUUUCAUGUUUGUUUAUCGCCUUACAGUGUUUUGCAUUAAGGAGGAUCACAAAAAGACUUAUUAAUUCUGUACAGCGGCCACAAAAAUUAUUUAAAAAUGUCUGAAUGUCAUUGCAUUAGGCAAAAAUAUCAAACUAAGUAGCAUUUAUUUUUAUGAAAGAUGCACCAGUUGAUUCAAAGACAGGAGUACAUAAAGGAGUAGUUCACCUAAAAAUUUUAAUUUGUUGAACAUUUACUCAUUUUGAAACCAUACAAGAUAUGUGACCACAAAACCAGUCAUAAGGGUCAAUUUUUCGAAAUUGAUAUUUAUAUAUGAUCUGAAAGCUUAAUCAAUAAGCUUUCCAUUGAUGGUUUGUUAGGAUCGGACAAUAUUUGGCCGAGAUACAACUAUUUGAAAAUCUGGAAUCUGAGGGUGCCAAAAAUCUAAAUAUUGAGAAAAACGCCUUUAAAGUUGUCCAAAUGAAGUUCUUAGCAAUGCUUAUUACUAAUCAAAAAUUCAGUUUUGAUAUAUUUACAGUAGGAAAUUUACAAAAUAUCUUCAUGGAACAUGAAAUUUACUUAAUGUCCUAAUGAUUUUUGGCAUAAAAGAAAAAUCAAUAAUUUUGACCCAUACAAUGUAUUUUUGGCUAUUGCUACAAAUAUACCCCAGCGACUUAAAGACUGGUUUUGUGCUCCAGGGUCACAUAUAGAUGAGUUUGUUUCUUCAUCAGAUUUAGAGACAUGUAGCAUUGCAUCACUUGCUC